Messenger RNA from Magallana angulata, 6441 nucleotides. RefSeq lists its product as uncharacterized. Gene Ontology annotation, molecular function: nucleic acid binding. The record is from RefSeq and is a predicted model, not a curated record. Gene Ontology annotation, biological process: DNA integration. Bases 157 to 5787 code for a protein of 1876 amino acids. Lineage: Eukaryota; Metazoa; Mollusca; Bivalvia; Ostreida; Ostreidae. The transcript has a single exon.
UUUGAGGAAUAUACAGAAAGAGUCAAUGUGUAUGGAGAAUGUUUACGCAGAGUUAAUAAUGAACUUGCAAGAAAAGAAGAAGAGAAACUGAAAGCAUAUUAUACAAGAGCGUCACAACUUGUAGAAAACGCUUUAGAAGAAAUAAAGAAUUUAAGAAUGGACCUGGUGGAAAAUGCAUCACAUAUUUCUACGACUUCAAGUUCAGAAAGAAGAAGAAGAGGAGAGCAGAAAUUAGAAUACCUGAAGAAGGAAGCAGAACUUCAGAAAGAAAAGCUGAAAUUAGAACAGGAAGAAAUUACCCACAAAGCGGAAGCAGCAAGAAAGAAACAAGAAGUAGAGAUAAAUCUGAAUCUACUCAAACAAGAAAGUGCUGUGAUGAUGGAUGAAGAGGACGAAGAGGAUGAUGUGUCGUUAUCUGUUACAACAGACAAUAGAAAGGACCGAACUAGAAGAUACGUUGAAAACUUGAACUCACAUGAUAAUGACAUUGAACGUGAAGAUGCAGACCUUCGUACUCCGAUUCCUGCCGAAAGUGUUCCAAUUCCCACACCUUAUCGCCCGUCUUAUAUCCAGCGACAACAUUUUGCAGACAAUAGUGCAGCUCAUUUUCCUGUUGAUCCUCCGUCAAAUACAGUUGAAAUACAGAACCCUCAAACCCAGAUGUCAUCUGCGGACUCACAUUUGUCAGAGUUGACAUUAUUCCUCAUGCGAAAACAGCUUGUUCCAGAAAGAUUCUCUAAUUUCGACGAUAAAGUUGAAUCGUACAAUUCUUGGAAAUCUUCAUUUCAAAGCAUUGUGGCUGAAAUAAAAGUGUCAAAAUUUGAAGAGCUUGAAUUGCUCGUAAACCGUCUCUCAGGAAGGUCGAAGGAAGUGGCUUCCAGCAUCCGUAAUGCCAACCCUGGUGAUGCCGACCGUGCUGUCAAACUGAUAUGGGAACGAUUAGACGAGAUGUAUGGUAGACCUGAACUGAUUGAGUCUUCGCUGCGUUCACAAUUAGAGAACUUUCGACAAAUAGGUUCGAGUGAAAAUAGUAGACUAUACGACCUACUGAACAUUUUAAUCAAGAUUGAAUCGUUGAAAACAAACCCCCAGUUUGCCACAAGCUUAGCCUACUAUGAUUCAUCUUCAGGAGUGAACCCCAUUAUCAGCAAGUUACCUUACAGCCUCCAAGAAAAGUGGAUCACUAGAGCAUCUGCCCACAAAAGAACAAAUCAAGUCCCAUUUCCACCCUUUUCCUUUUUUGUUACUUUUCUCAAGGAAAUGUGUGCUAUAAGAAAUGACCCUGCAUUUGCGUAUAGCAGACCAGCAGUUCCUGCUAAUAAGAACAGACCCGUACGUACUCCUAUGGUGCAAAGUCGUAAAUCAGAGGUGACUGACCCUGGACGAGUUGAUCCGAACCGGUGUCCUUAUCACAAGGCUGAUCACAGCAUACAUGACUGUUAUGGUUUUCGUGCAAAGCCACUUACUGAGAGAAAAAACUUUUUACAAAGCAGAAACAUUUGCACAAGAUGUUGUUUGUCAACCCAACACUUACCUAAGGACUGUCAAGUGAGAAUUCAGUGCAAAAUCUGCGGGUAUUCCAACCACGCCACAGCACUACAUGUGGAUAAAGUUUCAUCUUGGAGCCCAAGCAUUCAUGGCGGGGAGGGAAUUCGCAACUCCUUUACACAACCACACUCCUCUGGACCUGGCCAAGCAAACUUACCUUCAACGUCCAAGGUUUCGACAAGUAGUACUGUGACAUCAAAGUGUACGACUUUCUGCGGGGACAGAUUCCAAGGAAAAUCUUGCAGCAAAACCUUUCUUGUGGAUGUGUUUCAUGAAAACAACCCGAACAAUGUGCACCGUAUUUAUGUGAUCGUGGACGAUCAGUGCAAUCAGACACUUGCUUCACCCGAACUGUUAGAUAUCCUGAAUAUCUCUAGUGUACCUACCAAAUUCACCCUAACUACAUGUUCAGGAAAGACAGCUAUGUAUGGCAGAAAUGUUCUCGGACUCAAAGUGCGAUCUAUUGACAAGAACGUUACUUUAGACCUUCCAUCUACUCUCGAAUGCGAGGACAUACCUAACGAUUUAUCUGAAAUCCCAACACCGGAGAUUGCAGAAUCCUAUCAUCAUCUUAGUGUUAUCACAUCUAAGAUUCCUGAGUUUGAUCCAGACUCAAAAGUUCACUUACUGAUUGGCAGAGAUCUACUGGAAGCCCAUCAUGUUGAAGAGCAAAUCCUUGGACCCCGAGGAGCACCGUUCGCACAGAAACUCGUUCUUGGUUGGGCCAUUAUUGGCGAAGUCUGUCUUGGGAGGAUUCAUCAGAGAACGUCCCUUAACGUGAAGAAAGUCUCAGUUUUGAAUGACGGUAGAGUGACAUGCAAUGAACUUUGUCCAAAUCAUUUGCAUAUCAAAGAACAGAUUUCAACUUCUAACAGUUUAGUUUGUGCUCGUGACUUUCGGGGUGAUAAUGUAUUCACAAAGACGCCUGACGAUGACCAAGUUGGUUUAUCAGUUGAGGAUCGUUUGUUCCUAAAGCUUAUGGACAAAACUUUCAAGAAGGACGAGGAAGGUUAUUGGACAGCCCCUCUGCCCUUUAGACAACUUCCUGAAUACUUACCCAACAACAAACCACAAGCAUUUCACCGAGCCCAAAUACUUCAUACAAACUUGCAAAGAGAUCAUGUUAAGAAAGAACAGUUUGUGACAUUCAUGCGUAAAGUACUGGACAGUGGAGCAGCAGAAGUGGCUCCUUCGUCUUCAAAUGCAGUUUGUUGGUAUCUACCGUUAUUUGGAGUUCGCCACCCGAGAAAGCCAGAACAAAUUAGAGGUGUUUUUGAUUCAUCUGCUGUUCAUGAAGGUAUCUCACUCAACAGCCUUCUUAUGUCUGGUCCAGACAUGGUUAACAGCCUAUUAGGAAUCCUACUUCGCUUCAGGAAGGAUGAAGUGGCAAUUACUGCGGACAUUGAACAAAUGUUCUAUCGUUUUCGGGUGGAUGAGGACCAUCGGGACUUCCUACGUUUUUAUUGGUACAGAGAGAAUGAUCCUGACGACAUCCUUGUUGAAUACAGAAUGCGUGCACACGUAUUUGGCAAUAGUCCAUCGCCUGCCAUAGCAACUUACGGAAUCCGCAAGACAGUAGAGAAUGCUGAUGAAGAUUUGAAGGACUUUGUGAAUCGUAACUUUUAUGUUGACGACGGACUCAUUUCCUUGCCUGAUGAAGCCAGCGCUAUCGACCUCAUGAAACGCACCCAGUCCAUCAUGAAGUCAGAAGGUAGAUUAAGACUACACAAAAUUACCUCUAAUAAACUGGCAGUGAUGGAAGCAUUUGAUCCAAGUGACCAUGGUGAACAACUCAAGGAGUUUGACGACGACGAUUUGGUCCAUAGAAGCCUUGGUCUCUGUUGGAACCUGAAAGAUGACACAUUUAGAUUUACAGUGCCAGUGAAGGAAAAGCCAUUCACUCGACGUGGUCUAUUGUCAACGGUGAAUAGUUUAUUUGACCCCAUAGGAUUUAUAACACCCAUUACUAUAAGUGGAAAGAUCCUCCUUCGAGAUGCAACACCCCCUGGUGUAGACUGGGAUGAACCCUUACCCUCCAGCUACCUUCAGAAGUGGACAGAGUGGCAGUCUUCACUUCAGAGCUUAAAAGAAGUCGCCAUACCACGGAUGUUAUCGCACAUGUCUGUGAGCCUAGCCAAGACUGCUGAAGUUCAUAUAUUUUGCGACGCAUCUGAAAAAGCUAUUGGAGCAUCAGCAUAUAUUAAAGUGGAAGAUGACCAAGGCCGCAACAGCGUUAGGUUCUUGAUGGGCAAGGGCAAGCUAGCCCCACCUAGAGGUCACACUAUUCCACGCUUAGAGCUCUGUGGAGCUGUUCUGGCAACAGAACUUGCAGAAAUAAUAUCCAUACAGCUAGACAUCUCAUUGGACUCUAUGCAUUAUUACACAGACAGCAAAGUUGUGCUGGGAUAUAUCAGCAAUCGUACUCGUCGUUUUUAUACGUAUGUGAGUAAUAGAGUGGACCGCAUUCUGAAAAUCUCCACUGCUGAUCAAUGGAAGUAUGUUCCUACAGACAAGAAUCCUGCCGAUUCCUGCACCAGAUGUAUCACUUCAGUCAUUGAUAUCAUGCAGCUUCCUUGGAUAAUUGGCCCACAGUGGUUAAGCAAUACAAGUACAUCAGAAUGCACUGGUACCUCGGAGUAUUUUCCACUCAUUGAACCUGAUUAUGAUGCGGAAGUUAGGCCACUGAUGACAAAGAUCACCACCAACCAUCUUUCCCCGGUGCCUGCUUGUCUCGGAACAAAGCGCUUUGAGCGUUUUUCUAGCUGGAAGUCUCUGGUUUCCGCAAUCGCAUCUCUUCAACGCAUAGUUUGGAAUCGACGCGAUGGAUAUCAUGACACCAAACCCAUUAGCCAGUGUGAUGCCCUCAGAAAAGCUGAGAUUCUCAUUCUGAAGGAAACUCAGCAAGAACACUUUACUACAGACAUUAAAUGCCUGGCCAAUGAUAAACCUCUGGCAAAGAACAGCAGUAUUGCGACACUUUCACCCUAUCUUGAUGAGAAUGGGCUACUUCGUGUUGGAGGCAGGAUCAAUCGAGCAGCCGGACAAAUACCUGCAAGAGAAGUCAACCCUAUUAUCCUACCUAAAGCUAGCCACAUUUCCACCUUACUUAUUCGUCACUUUCAUGAACAAACCAAGCAUCAAGGAAGACUUAUUACGGAAGGAGCUCUGCGCACAGGAGGAUAUUGGCUCAUUGGCGCCAAACGAUUGAUUUCUUCUCUCAUACACAAGUGUGUGACUUGUCGUAAACUAAGACGCAGUUUAGAAACUCAGAAAAUGGCUGAUGUUCCUACAGACAGGAUAACCCCAGGACCCCCCUUUACAUCAGUCGGCAUUGAUGCCUUUGGACCCUGGCAGGUGGCUACACGCAAAACUCGAGGAGGUGCCGCUAACAGCAAAAGAUGGGGAAUCAUCUUUACAUGCCUAUUUUGUAGGGCAGUGCAUAUAGAAAUUGUAGAGGAGAUGUCAAGUUCUUCAUUUAUAAACGCCUUCCGUCGUUUCUUGGCAAUCCGUGGCCCUGUGAAGUUUAUACACUCUGAUAGAGGCUCCAAUUUUAUCGGAGCAGCUGAAGAAAUGAAGAUGAAUACAGUAAAGGUAGAGGAAGGACCCGUUCAAGAAUUCUUGCGCAACUCUGGAAUUACUUGGAUAUUCAAUGUUCCUCAUGCUUCACAUAUGGGAGGCAUCUGGGAAAGAAUGAUAGGGAUGACCAGAAAGAUUUUAGACUCUAUGCUACUUGAAUCCAGAUCCAAACCCCUCACACAUGAAACUCUUGCUACCUUUUUAUGUGAAGUCUGCGCCAUUAUUAAUUCGCGCCCAAUUGUUCCAAUAUCGACAGACCCAGAGAUGCCCAUGAUUCUUAGUCCGUCCAUGCUUCUGACAGGAAAAGUGGAUUUCUUACCUGUUGUGUCCGAUUCCUUGAAUCUUCCAGACAUCUAUCGAGCGCAAUGGAAGCAUGUGCAGGUGCUCGCUGAUAUCUUUUGGCGUCAUUGGAGGAGGGAAUACCUGAGCAUUCUACAAACCCGCCGUAAAUGGAAGCAUGAACAUCGCAACCUGAAUCCUGAUGAUGUUGUACUUAUUCGAGAUUCUUCGGAGCAUCGGAACAAUUGGCCAGUCGGCAUUGUCUCGAGAGUUUUUAAGAGUGAAGAUGACUUAGUCCGGAAAGUUGAGGUUAGAACCAUCCGUGACGGGAAACCUACCUUCUAUACCAGACCAGUGCAAGAACUUGUCGUGUUGUUAGAGUAAUAGUCUAGUCGAACCUUGUCAUCGAUUGUUUAUUGUAUUAUUUUUCUUUACUAAAUGUAAUAGUGGUAUCAGUAAGAUACCAGACGGGGAGUGUGCUGUAAUCAAACAAGAGUUAUGCCCCUUUUUUAUCUUUGUUGUACGAGUUAUCUAAUGUUUUUGUAUUUUGGAACUCUUCAAUGUUUUCGUUGAUCCAACGUUUUACCUAGUCGAAAUACACGAGGUGCUCCACCUUCGUUUUCUUGAUUUUGCUAUCCUAGCCUGCUCAAAAUGUAAGACUGAUUAUAUAAACUCAUAGUUAUGAAUAUCCCUGUUUCUUAGAUUGCUUUUUAUGUGUAAAUCAACUCUUUUUAAUCGAACACGGUUUAAUAUUUUAAUCGAUACUUUGGCGGCCAUUUUUAAAUGUGCUAUUUCUGUAUAUUUAGUAUCAACAAUUUGUUUUAAAAGUUUCUGGUUUAUUGAUAGAUCUUGAAUUUAUUAAGUUUUCUGAAUAUGUAAUUUCUCUCUAUUAACUCUUAAAGAUAGCUUGCUAGAAUAUAAAUGCAUGUGACUGUGUGUGUAUUGUAUGACAUGGUAUUGUAAUGCUGUCUUUAUUUGUGUUCUAUUUUUUGUUACAGCCUUUUACCAUAUGUUGGCACACGCUUUAUCAAUAAAGCU